AUGACCACUACACUAUCCACUAAGCAGAGGCUCUUGACGAAAGCGGUUAAGCGACUCGCUGCCACAUUAGAGAACAAUGGGGACUGGGCAACAGCGACUCUGCAGCCUCCAGCCGAGGAUCAUGAACGGAAAACAUAUGUGAAAACGGAACGGUCAAGGAUUCGAAAGACGAAGAGCCCGUGCACAGAGCGAACGUCUAGAGCACCAAGAGAAACUUUUGGAAGAGUUGUCAUCCAUUGUGUCGCAGCUCCAACUAAAAGGGAGAACAUUGACAAUUCUUUCUUGCAAGAUCAACUUCUGGGCAAAUUCACGGAGGGAAUCCAGCGCAAUGUUCUGCGAGCGAAGGAACAGCGGCCCCAGAACGAUAACUGGGACGCUACCACACUGCUGAAUUGCGCGAAGGAUUAUAUUAGAACGGAACUCAAAAUCGUAAUACGCGUGGGGAAAAAGCGUGAUCCGCAACCAGCCCAUGAGCAAGCAGCAGACAGGAGGAGUCCCCCCUCAGGGCGAAGCAUUGUUUCAUCUUCGGAACGUCAAUACUCCUGCUUCUACUGCAGUAAAAAGGACCAUUCGGCAAAAGACUGCACCGAAGUAGUCACUCGAGAAGAGCGAUAUGCAUUCAUGCGCAGGCGUAAUAUGUGCCUCAAUUGCGGAUCAACAGAACACUGGGCUGUACAGUGCAAAGGAGGGUCUUGCAGACUAUGCAAAUUACACGGUCACCACACCUCUCUUUGCCCGCAACUCUUCUCGUCAUCACGGAAACCAUCCACCACCCACGAACCCAAGAAAUCACCGACGCCAAGUAAGGCCACUCCAAAGUUCUGA
Messenger RNA from Cooperia oncophora, 825 nucleotides. The record is from the annotation of a GenBank genome assembly. Lineage: Eukaryota; Metazoa; Nematoda; Chromadorea; Rhabditida; Trichostrongylidae.